Propithecus coquereli (Coquerel's sifaka) is the source of this 1455-nucleotide messenger RNA. RefSeq names its product tumor necrosis factor receptor superfamily member 10A-like. Lineage: Eukaryota; Metazoa; Chordata; Mammalia; Primates; Indriidae. Gene Ontology annotation, cellular component: cell surface; plasma membrane. Gene Ontology annotation, biological process: positive regulation of apoptotic process; TRAIL-activated apoptotic signaling pathway. Bases 50 to 1279 code for a protein of 409 amino acids. Gene Ontology annotation, molecular function: TRAIL binding. The transcript has 9 exons. The record is from RefSeq and is a predicted model, not a curated record.
UCGGAGUUUGUCCCCUGCAGCACUCGCGACAGGAGCGCUCCCUCUCGCCAUGGGACUGGCUGGGGAAGGGCGCGUCCCAGCACCCGGGUCACUGCUCCGGAACCUCAAGACCCCUAUGUUUGUCGUCGUCGUCGUCGGUGUCCUGUCGGUCCUAGCCGACUCUGCCACCACCAAGCAGGAUGGGGUUCCCCAGCAGACAGCUGCCCCCCAGCGAUGGAGGCACAGCCCUGAGGAGGGUUUGUGUCCACCAGGAACCCAUAUAUCAGAAGAUAGUAGAGAUUGUCCCUCCUGCAGUUAUGGAGUGGACUACACCACUCAUUGGAACGCCCUCUCUUCCUGCCGACCCUGUUCGGUUUGUAAUUCAGAUGAAGAGGAGAGAAGUCCCUGCAACAUAACCGCAAACACAGAGUGUCAGUGCAAAGCAGACACCUACCGGGGAGAGGAUUCCCCGGAGUUCUGCCAGAAGUGCCUCCCCAGGUGCCCCGAUGGGAUGGUUGAGUACAGGCCUUGUACCCCCUGGAGUGACCUUGUGUGCGUCCCCGAAGGAUCAGGUCGCUGCAAGGACCUUAAGAGCCUGGACAAAGUCUUCUCCUGGUUCCAGAGGUCCCCAGGAGGGCCUGGGGCUGAGGACAAUGCCCGCAACGAGAUCCUGAGCAACAGAGACUCUUGUUCCACCCUGGACUCUCAGCAGACAAAGGAAAGCCAGGAGCCGGUAGUGCUGACAGGUGUCACCGUAACGUCCCCAGGGGAGGCAGAGCGUCUGCUGAACUUUCAGAACGAUGCUUGCUCAGAAAGUGACAUGUUGCAGGUGUCACAGCCGGCUGACUGCCAGGCCGCACCGGAAUCCGGGAUUCCUGACUCUGACCCGGGGCGUCCCCACCGGGUGUUCCAGGGACAGGCAGAAGCUGAAGAGUCUCACAGGAGGAGGCUGCUGGUUCCAGCAAACGGCGCCGAUCCCACUGACACUCUGAGGCUGUUCUUUGUCUACUUCCCACGUGUUGUGCCCUAUAACUCCUGGAACCCACUCAUGAGGCUCGUGGGACUGACGGAGAAUGACAUCCAAAUAGCCAGAGCCUGUGCAGCCUGCAAAGAGGACGCCCUGUACGAAAUGCUCGAGCGAUGGGUCAGCAAGAUGGGGCGGAAGGCCUCGUUGCACAGCCUGCUGGAGGCCUUGGACAGGGUAGGACAAAGAUAUGCAAAGGAGACCAUCGAGGACCACCUGGUGGGCUCCGGGAAGUUCAUCUAUCUAGAAGAUGAGGCAGGCUCUGCUGUGUCCUAAUCGUGAAAGAAUCUCUUUAGAAGCUCUUCAGAGCUUCCCUAGUUUACCUUUUUUUCUUGGGAAAAAAGCACCAUUGGACAACAAGCCUACAGCAAACAGGCAGAAAUUUCACAUGACUGGUGCUGGAAGAAACUCUGAUCCUGUAUGAAGAAUGUCCUAGAAUUUUUUCAGCAAUU